AUGGACUCGUUACUCAAUGUCAAGGGACAGUCGGAGCUGUUUGGUUGUUCAAAAAACACAGGCGAGGUUAUGAACCAUUCUUAUCUGCCUAAGCAUGUAGCGUCGUUGCAAACAUCCUUUUUCAAGCGAUCCCUCCGCUACUCUUCAAGUCGUGCAAAUGCCCGUAGACAUCUGAUCUCAGAAGGUCGCAAUACCGAGCCAAAAGACUCGCCUCUUCCUAAACUACCUCAGCGGUCACCCUGGUACCUCGAUACUGCGUACUCAAUCUUUGCGAAACGACCCACAAGACCGUUUCCUCCUCCGUUCGUGUCCUAUCCCUCUGGUUCCUUUUCUGAUCCGUUGACCACUCAUAACCGUCCGAGGUUACGACAAGCUGAGGUUGACGGUCAGUUGCUGAGAGGAAUCACGAACGGCGAUGAUGCCAUAAUCAUAGAUGGCCAGAACUUUCUGGCUGUGAACGAUGGUGUGGGUGCUUGGGCUCAGAAAGAACGUGGGCAUGCUGCACUUUGGAGCCGUUUGAUUGCGCACUAUUGGGCAGCAGAAGCUGAGAAAGCCUUCCGAAAUCCCGAGAAGGCCGAAAGUGAUGGACGUACACCUUCACUCGAUGAACUCGAUACGGUCAAAUAUCUUGAGAAUGCGUUCAGUCGAACCAAGGACGUUACAAAUUUCGGCAAAGAGAAUGAGAUCAUGGGCACUACUACAGCAAGUUCAGCGCUUCUUCAUCACAAAAGUCCUGACGAGCCAGUAGUACUGGCCACAAGUUUGGGUGACUGCGCAAUCAUGGUUAUUAGGCCGAGGAAUGAGAGCAUGAUCUACAAGAGUAAAGAGGACUGGCAUUGGUUUGAUUGCCCGAGACAAUUGGGGACGAAUAGCCCCGACACUCCUACAAAAAAUUCUUUCAUGGACAGAGUGGACGUUGAGGAGGGCGAUAUUGUCCUAUGUCUCUCCGAUGGUGUCACUGAUAAUCUUUGGGAAGAGGAGAUCACCGAAUGGAUUGGUCAUGCAAUGAAGAAGUGGAAGGCCAAUGAAAAGGAGGCAGAAGAUGGCAUCGUCUACGUUGCAAGAACGAUAAUGAACGCGGCGAGAGAGAUUGCCUUAGAUCCAUACGCUGGCAGUCCCUACAUGUCCCGAGCUGUUGAUGAAGGUCUUGCUGCUGAAGGUGGUAAAUUGGACGAUAUCAGUGUGGUCCUUGGUAUGGUCAAGCGACACAAGACCUAG
Messenger RNA from Lithohypha guttulata, 1218 nucleotides. RefSeq lists its product as uncharacterized. Gene Ontology annotation, molecular function: protein serine/threonine phosphatase activity. The record is from RefSeq and is a predicted model, not a curated record. The transcript has 2 exons. Gene Ontology annotation, biological process: protein dephosphorylation. Bases 1 to 1218 code for a protein of 405 amino acids. NCBI's taxonomy places the organism in Eukaryota, Fungi, Ascomycota, Eurotiomycetes, Chaetothyriales, Trichomeriaceae.